Pan troglodytes (chimpanzee) is the source of this 1149-nucleotide messenger RNA. RefSeq lists its product as uncharacterized. Lineage: Eukaryota; Metazoa; Chordata; Mammalia; Primates; Hominidae. The record is from RefSeq and is a predicted model, not a curated record. The transcript is spliced from 3 exons. Bases 1 to 1059 code for a protein of 352 amino acids.
AUGCAUCAAGAGCUGGCGGAAGGGAAGAGGAAAAGGAGUUACAGUGAGGAGGACUAUGGUGCCCAUCUCCCAGGGCCCUGCUCAAUUUUCAACUCCCCAAUGCCCGUCUUACUCUCUCCUAAAUGUGGGUCCCUGCCCUUUGUGCAUCAUCUUUCCGAUGCUGGUGACUGUGAGUGCGUCUCGAGGGAUGGGGGUGCUGAGCCUACCGCUUCGCUCGUUAGGGAACAAAUUGCUGUUUUGGCCCCGGCGGCUCCUCUGGGCGCGGGUGGCAGCCGCGCUCGCUGGCAAAUCGUGGGAGGGAGGAGGAGCGGCGCUGGCAGGCAAGUCCGGGGGACCGUCGCAGCGCGGGAGGCCAAGAAAAGACGGCCGCCCCGGGCCCGGCUCCGCCCCGCCGGGAAGGGGCUCCCUGCAGCCGCCCCCGGGCAGCACCCUGCGCGGCGCCGCGCGGAGCUCUCCAGGACGAGCUGCGUGAGGCGCGGGGCUCGGCCUUCCUCGCUCCCCUGGUGCCAGGACCCGCACGCACAAGGCAGCUCCUGCUUGCGGAGACACCUCAUAGGAGCAGCUGGAUCCAUUUUCCAGAGCGUCAAGUUGAGGAUGAGAAAGUCUCGAGGGCCGGGCAGCUGUGCGCGCAGAACCCCCGCCCCAUCUGCUUUUAGAUUUCCCGGGUGCGGCUGGAGCCCCUCUAGAGCGCCGGCCUCCGCUGGCCGCAGGGCCUUCACCUGCGCCUGUCGCCCUGUCCCCUUGCCCACUGCAUUUUCCUCGGGGAGAGCAUCUUCCACAGCAUGCGUCCCCUGCCCCCCACGCCCCGAGCCCCCCUCCCAUUCCGCCGGGGGAGGAGAGGCUGCUAGGAGGCUCUCGGAGAGCCCCCGGGCUGCAGAGAAAGACGCCUCCCCUCUGCGGCUGAGGCGAGUGAGCCAGAGGGGGCCGGCCGCUCGCCAGUGGUUCUCCGAGGUACGGGCGGGGAGGCCCGCGGGGUGGGAUCAGGGCGGCCGCCACCUCCCCGCCCCCGCCGAGGUCCCGAAGGGAGGGGAGCCCUCCGCGGGAGGCCUGUCCCUUUAAGGAGGCGGCCCUGGCUGGGUGUGCCCCGUCUCCAUGGUUACCCCGGUGCAGGCGGCGGGCGCGGGAGGGAGGGAGGGAGGCUGCAGCUUC